Plasmodium cynomolgi strain B is the source of this 207-nucleotide messenger RNA. Its product is annotated as CYIR protein. The record is from RefSeq and is a predicted model, not a curated record. The transcript has 2 exons. Bases 1 to 207 code for a protein of 68 amino acids. NCBI's taxonomy places the organism in Eukaryota, Apicomplexa, Aconoidasida, Haemosporida, Plasmodiidae.
AUGUUUGAACUUCAAAAAUUGUAUGAUGAGAAAAGUUUCAAUUUCUUAAUAUGUUACGAGCAUAAAGAGGACGUUAAAUAUGAAACGCAUAUAAAGCUUAAUGAACUAAUUAUAGUAUACAAGGAUUUUGUUGUAUAUAAAGCAUCAAGUGAACGAAGAGAAUAUACUGAAUAUAAAUGUGCUCGGAAAUGUUCAUAUUCUUAUUAA